UUCCUUUCCUCUACUACCGGCGAGAAUGAAGACCAUUCUCAGCAACCAGACAGUCGACAUCCCCACCAACGUCGAUGUGACGUUGAAAGGGCGAACCGUGAUCGUCAAAGGACCCCGGGGUACCCUCCGCAGGGAGUUCAACCACAUUAACCUGGAGCUCAGUCUCUUGGGCAAGAAACAGAAGAAGCUUCGCGUCGACAAAUGGUGGGGUAACCGAAAGGAGCUGGCCACCGUCCGCACCAUUUGCAGCCAUGUCCAGAACAUGAUCAAGGGAGUCACAGUGGGUUUCCGCUACAAGAUGCGAUCGGUGUACGCCCAUUUCCCCAUCAACGUGGUGAUGCAGGAGAACGGCACGCUGGUGGAGAUCAGGAACUUCUUGGGGGAGAAGUACAUCCGCAGGGUCCGCAUGAGGCCAGGUGUGGCCUGCACGGUCUCUGCUGCCCAGAAGGAUGAGCUGGUGCUGGAGGGCAACGACAUCGAGCUGGUGUCCAACUCGGCCGCUCUGAUCCAGCAGGCUACCACAGUCAAAAAUAAGGAUAUCAGAAAGUUCUUGGACGGUAUUUACGUGUCCGAGAAGGGAACCGUAUUGGAGUCCGAACAAUAAGCACUGUAGAGCUGCCUUGAUCCAGCAAGCCACGACAGUGAAGCAGAAGGAUAUUCGUAAGUUCCUGGACGGGAUCUACGUCAGCGAGAAGACCACUGUGGUGGCAGCAAAUGAGGCUUAGAAAACCUGCCUAAUCUGUCAAUAAAAUCACUUUUUUUCCAUCUGAA
This is a messenger RNA of Anguilla anguilla (European eel), 771 nucleotides long. It is a transcript of the gene rpl9, whose product is annotated as ribosomal protein L9. The transcript has 8 exons. Lineage: Eukaryota; Metazoa; Chordata; Actinopteri; Anguilliformes; Anguillidae. The record is from RefSeq and is a predicted model, not a curated record. Gene Ontology annotation, biological process: cytoplasmic translation. Bases 26 to 604 code for a protein of 192 amino acids. Gene Ontology annotation, molecular function: structural constituent of ribosome; rRNA binding. Gene Ontology annotation, cellular component: cytosolic large ribosomal subunit; ribosome.